Messenger RNA from Nanorana parkeri, 3336 nucleotides. RefSeq names its product arginyl aminopeptidase like 1 (gene RNPEPL1). The transcript has 12 exons. Gene Ontology annotation, biological process: proteolysis. Lineage: Eukaryota; Metazoa; Chordata; Amphibia; Anura; Dicroglossidae. The record is from RefSeq and is a predicted model, not a curated record. Bases 223 to 2946 code for a protein of 907 amino acids. Gene Ontology annotation, molecular function: zinc ion binding; metalloaminopeptidase activity.
CCCGCCUACACCCUUCCUGUAAUCACUGCCCCGGUCACACACCCGGGGAGCCCCUGUAUACUGGGUGGGCUGUUCCGGGACAAGCCUCGCCUCUCCACUCUGUCACUUCCUGUCCCGGGCCGGCCGGUGUUGGCUGUGUCUCCUCCCGGUCUAGGCCUUCCGCGGCCCCGAUGGAUUUUACAUAGUGUGACCGACCGUUGUCCCGUGUCUGAAGCUGGGGCGAUGGCGUCGGCUCCCCGUUGCCCGGCGCUGUGCUGCUGUCGCCGCUCUCUACACCCCGGGCCAGGCUCGGACUCCCCGCAGCCCUUUCAGCCGGGACCCCCUGACCCAGCUUCGGCCUCCAGCUUCCAGCUGUACCGCCUGCAUCACUUCCACCUGGGGCUGGAGCUCCGGCCGGAGUCCCGGGAGCUGUCCGGUUGCUUGGUACUUGAGCUUAGCUGUCUGGUGCCAGGCGGGCCGGCUCUGGUUCUGGACAUUCACCCCGUGGUCAGGGUGAGCUCUGUGCGGUGCAGAAGAGGGGGAAGACCGAGCAGGAGCCACACUGAUAGACCUUUUCCAUGGACUAGUCAGUCCUGCCCACCUAGAGACCACUCUGCUCAGAGAAACUGCCCAGCCAGGGACCCACCAGGUGACCAGUCCUGGAACCCUGAGGACUCUACACAUGGCUGCCAGGAGGAGUGUAAACCAGACUUGGGGCUCUCUGAUUCACCCUCCAGCCCUCAGACCACUGUCCCUUCAUACUAUGCCACCCCUGAAUCCUCUACAGCCAGCCCAGAUACAGCAGAAGGCACCCCACAACCCCUUGACCUGUCUAUCUCGCAUCUAAAAAGUUCUACUUCCUUGCCACAUGUUGUACCCGGUGACUUUUCUUGUGGCCCGGACAAUUCUGCUGUUUCAGCCGCUGGUACAGGUUGUCCCACCAUGAAUGGUCACCAACACUUGACCUCUCUCAAUUCAUGCGUUUCUACGUUGGCGCCGUUUACAUCCACCAGUUCCCCAACUGCUGACCUGUCUUCCCACUCAUCUUCGUCAUGCUACACCUGGUCCUUGGACUCUCUGGGGUCCCCUACACCAGACAGCGGCUUUGCAACUUCUAGUAUACCUGCUCUUUUCUCGUCAAUGGACAUUCCUGCGUUGGAAGCACUGCCUUGCACUUUUAGUCAACCUUGUGAGUUCCAUGUUGCCAGCGACUCUGUGCCCGCUCACUCCACCUGCUGCUUUCCGUUGGACUUUAGGGUUGAAGAGUUUUCGGAUUACGGCUCCGCUCUUGCCAUCACUGUGCCUGAAACCCUGCGAACAAAUGAGACGUUCCAGGUCAUUGUACACUACGUCACGGGCGAGGGUCCUGCGGUAUGGUGGCUGGAUCCUGAACUCUCCUAUGGAAGCUCAGAGUUGUUUGUGUUUACUCAGGGGCACUCUGUUUGCAAUCGCUCCUUCUUCCCAUGUUUUGAUACACCAGCUGUAAAGUGUACUUACUCUGCCUCUGUCAAGGCUCCAGCAGGAAUUCGGGUGCUUAUGAGCUGUACUCACAGUUAUUACAUAGAAGAAAUGGGCAUCUUCCACUUCUACAUGGAACAUCCUGUUCCUGCCUAUUUAGUGGCCCUGACCGCAGGUCAUUUGCUUCCAGCAGACAUUGGCCCCAGAAGUCGGGUGUGGGCUGAACCCUGUGUUCUGCCUUUGGCUGUGGGUAAACUGGCUGGCCAAGUAGAGCAGUGGCUUCAGGCUGCAGAGAGUUUGUAUGGACCUUAUAUCUGGGGAAGGUACGAUAUUGUCUUCCUGCCCCCAUCCUUUCCGAUUGUUGCCAUGGAGAACCCGUGCCUGACAUUCGUCAUCUGUUCCAUCUUGGACAGUGAAGAUUUCUUGCUUAUUGAUGUCAUCCAUGAAAUUGCACAUGGCUGGUUUGGGAAUGCAGUCACUAAUGCCAGCUGGGAGGAAAUGUGGUUGAGUGAAGGUUUGGCAACCUACGCCCAGCGCCGUAUCACCACUCUUGUUUAUGGUGCUGCCUUCACGUGUCUAGAGACCACUUUUCGCCUUGAAGCUUUGCACAGACAGAUCCGAAUCCUUGGUCAGGAUACACCAUUCAGCCGGCUACAGGCCAAACUGGAUACAGGUGUGAACCCUAGUAACCUCAUGAACUUAUUCACCUAUGAGAAGGGCUUUUGCUUUGUGCACUAUUUAUCCCAGUUAUGUGGAGACCAGGACAACUUUGAUGCCUUCCUCAGGGAUUACAUUGAGAAGUUUAAGUUCCGCAGUGUUGUAGCAAAUGAUCUGCUGGAGUCUUAUCUCAGCUUUUUCCCUCAUUUAAGGGAUGAGAGCCAAUUAUGUAGUGAAGGCCUGGAUUUCGAACGCUGGCUUAAUGCUCCAGGGCCUCCUUUGACCCAGCCAGAUCUUUCUCAGGGAUCUGUGUUCACUUCAUCAGUUGAAGAAUUGAAUCGGCUGUGGAUGGCUGAACCUCUGGAUAUUGAAGCCGCUGUCACCUUUGUCAAUAUUGCAAAAUGGCGAACUUUCCAGACUGUUCUCUUUUUGGACAAGCUGUUAGAUCAAUCUCCACUGCGACCAGAGGUAAUGCUCCAGCUGUCUCUGUGCUAUUCUUCUGACCUGGCUACUAUGAAUACAGAAAUCCGGAUCCGCUGGUUACAAAUUGUGGUGCGAAAUAACUUCCAGCCAGACUUGCCCAGAGUGCGCCACUUCCUACUCUGCCAAACAUCCAGGAUGUACACUAUCCCACUUUAUGAAGAUCUUAGCGCUGGACCACUGAAAUCUUGUGCCCUGGAAAUCUUCUGUCAGACUCAUGGACGAUUACAUCCGAAUCUACGUAAAACCAUCCAGCAGAUCCUGGCUCAGGGAGGUUCUGUGAUGCAGCCAGACUCUUCCUUGCCUGCGCUGUCUACUGAGCUCUGUACACAAGGCUCUUCCUCUCUCAGGGAUGUGAAUGUGACAGCCUGACGGAGCUCACCCAGCAAUGAUGCACCUGCUAAGUAACUCCUAAUCCUAGCUGGCUGUGCCUUGUCCAGACCCAGCAGGCAAGUGGGAGUGCUGUGGAAAUUUUGCACUGGAAUGGAUUAUGCAAAGUACUAUCCAAUCCAAUUCUAUUCUGUUGGGGGCAUUGAAGCCCCAAGGUCUGGACUUUUCUAUGAUUAGCCUUCAGAUGGCAGUUAGUUGCCAAUGGUGCAUAUAUUUUGUUUGGAGUAAAGAGCCUGCUGUGGGACUGCUAAAGUUGAUUUAAAUACAUCUAUGCAUUUUAUAUCUUAUUUACAGUACAGUACAUUACAAUAGACAUCUUUCUAUUGACGAUAUUUGUUGAUUUAAAGUCCCUGGAAAAAAGAAUUUGUUAAA